CACCGUGGGAACGUCCUCCGGCCUCUCCCCCAUCCCGCUCCCAGCAUUACCCCAAACCGCUACCCCGGAGCGGUGCUGAGGGGGACAGCGCUGACGUCCCCUGCCGGUGUGCGGACUCUGCUGGUGGGAAGACUGUGACCCCGAGGUCUUUGGGCAGCUGUGCCAUCAGCAUGGGCUCUGCAUCCAUGAGAACUGCCUGCCACUUGUAGUGAUGGAGCUGAGGUCACAGCACCGCAAGAUGGGGGAGUCCCCCACCGUGCCGCCGGAGGAGCAGGCAGGACCCUCUGGUGUGCCUCCCCCACGCAAAAAGAAGCGUCAGGCCCCCAAGGAGGAAGUGUGCGGGCUGUGCCGACGGGGAGACUGUGACCCCGAGAUCUUCGGGCAGCUGUGCCAUCAGAAUAGGCUCCUCAUCCAUGAGAACUGCCUGUACCACGCCAGCAGACUGAUGCAGAGAGGGGCCGAUGAAGAGGGCUUCUAUGGCUUCCUCUUCCCUGACAUCCGGCAGGAGCUGAAGCGGGUGGCACAAAAGAGGUGCUGCAUCUGCCGGCUGCAGGGUGCCUCGGUCACCUGCAAGAGCCGGCGCUGCCGACGAACGUUCCACUUCCCCUGCGGAAGCGAGCGAGGCUGCAUCUCCCAGUUCUUUGGGGAGUUCAAGUCCUUCUGCUGGAAGCACCGGCCGGUGCAGCGGGUGCGGGCGGUGCAGCAUGGCCAGACCCCCUGCCUCAUUUGCCUGGAGGCAGUGGCGGGGCGACCCACCUAUGACACCCUGGUCUGCCCUGCCUGUGCCAGCGCCUGGUUCCACCGUCGCUGCAUCCAGGGCCAGGCGCUGCGGUCUGCCCUGCACUACUUCUGCUGCCCGCUAUGCCGGGACAUGGCAACCUUCCAGGCGGAGAUGUUCCGCCUGGGCAUCAAAAUCCCCGACAGGGAUGCUGCCUGGGAGGAGGAGGAUGGAGCCUUCGCGGAACAUUAUGAGCGGCACAGCUCCUGCGAUGCUGGCCUGUGCCUGUGCCCGGCAGGACGGGAGCAGGCGGAGGUGAAUGGGCCCUGGAGACUCCUGCUCUGCAGCUCCUGCGGCUCCCGCGGAACACACCAGCUCUGCUCUGCCGUGGGAGAAGAUGCCAACUCCUGGGAGUGUGCAGACUGCAGAGGCACGGGCACUGGUGAGUGGUGCAGCUGGUGGACAGGGUCCCCAGGGCCACCGCAGGGACCCUCGCACAGCACCCCAGCUCCUGGCACUUUGGCUGAGGAAGAAGAGGCCAGCAUCCUCAAAGGACACCCCAGCACCCCACUGCCCUCCCAGCCCCUGUCCCAGAAUCCUGCAGACCCUCACUAA
Molecule: messenger RNA, 1333 nt
Organism: Grus americana (Whooping crane)
Lineage: Eukaryota; Metazoa; Chordata; Aves; Gruiformes; Gruidae
Product: PHD finger protein 7-like
Exons: 10
Coding region: 212-1333 (373 amino acids)
Cellular component (GO): nucleus
Source: RefSeq, a predicted model, not a curated record